Molecule: messenger RNA, 6723 nt
Organism: Diaporthe citri
Lineage: Eukaryota; Fungi; Ascomycota; Sordariomycetes; Diaporthales; Diaporthaceae
Exons: 3
Coding region: 1-6723 (2240 amino acids)
Biological process (GO): L-glutamine metabolic process; 'de novo' pyrimidine nucleobase biosynthetic process; L-citrulline biosynthetic process
Cellular component (GO): cytoplasm; cytosol
Molecular function (GO): carbamoyl-phosphate synthase (glutamine-hydrolyzing) activity; dihydroorotase activity; aspartate carbamoyltransferase activity
Source: RefSeq, a predicted model, not a curated record
AUGGCUUCCAAGGCUUUCCCGCCGGCUUCGGCUCGCCUCAGCGGGCCCGAAAACGAGGACCUCUUCUGCUUGGAGCUCGAGGAUGGCUCCGCCUACCAGGGCUACAGCUUCGGUGCUCCCAAGAGCAUCGCCGGCGAGCUGGUCUUCCAGACCGGCAUGGUUGGCUACCCUGAGUCCGUCACAGACCCCUCAUACCGGGGGCAAAUACUCGUCAUCACAUUCCCCCUGGUCGGCAACUACGGCGUUCCGUCGCGGGAGACAAUGGACGAGCUGCUGCGGGACCUGCCCGCCCAUUUCGAGUCGUCCCAGAUCCACAUCGCCGGUCUCGUCACCGCCUCCUACUCAGGCGAGGACUACUCGCAUUUCCUGGCAACUUCUUCGCUCGGAACCUGGUUGAAGGAGCAGGGCAUACCGGCAAUGCACGGGGUCGACACCCGGGCAUUGACCAAGCACAUCCGUGAGAAGGGCAGCAUGCUUGGCCGCAUGCUUCUGCAAAAUCCACAAGCAGCUAAUGGCCUUCCCAAUGGCACCAUUGGCCAAACGAACGGUGUCCCGCAGGCCAUGAAAGACUGGAAGCCGUAUUUUGACGCCGUCGAUUGGGUCAACCCCAAUGAGAAAAACCUCGUAGCAGAGGUGUCCAUCAAGGCGCCAAAACUGUACACGCCCCCUGCAGACAUUGCCUUGAAGCACCCGUCGGGCAGGACCAUCCGUGUUCUCUGCCUCGACGUUGGCAUGAAGUUCAACCAGCUUCGAUGCUUCCUCAAGCGAGGUGUCGAGGUCCUCGUUUGCCCCUGGGACCACGAUAUCGUGGCACAGGCGGGUGACGAGUACGAUGGUCUGUUUAUCUCCAACGGUCCGGGCGACCCUUCUGUCCUGGAUGUCACCGUAAAGAACAUCGCAACGGCCAUGGCCAAGAACCGCACCCCAGUAUUCGGUAUCUGCUUGGGCCACCAGCUGCUCGCCAGAGCUGCCGGAGCCGGCACGACCAAGCUGAAGUUCGGUAACAGAGGCCACAACAUCCCUUGCACAAGUUUGAUUACUGGAAAGUGCCACAUCACGUCUCAGAAUCACGGUUUCGCCGUUGACAGCAAGACACUUCCCUCAGACUGGCAGGAGCUUUUCGUGAAUGCGAACGAUGGGACCAACGAGGGUAUAGCACAUGUCAACAAACCCUACUUCAGUGUUCAAUUCCACCCCGAGAGCACGCCCGGUCCACGUGACACCGAGUUCCUGUUUGAUGUCUUCAUCAAGACCAUCACCAACUGCGCUUCGGACAGCAGCCUCCUUUCAAAGCCUGUCAGCUUCCCCGGUGGCACAGCGGCCGAGAACGAGUCAGCGCACCCUCGCGUCAAGCCGAAGAAGGUCCUUGUGCUUGGUAGUGGUGGUCUCAGCAUCGGUCAGGCCGGUGAAUUCGACUACUCUGGUAGUCAGGCUAUCAAAGCCUUGAAGGAGGAGGGUAUCUACACCGUACUCAUCAACCCCAACAUUGCCACUAUCCAGACGUCCAAGGGUUUGGCGGACAAGGUCUACUUCCUGCCGGUGAACGCCGAGUUUGUCCGUAAGGUCAUCCAAUAUGAGCGGCCCGAUGCAAUUUACGUCACAUUUGGUGGCCAGACCGCUCUGCAAGUUGGUAUCCAGCUGAAGGAUGAGUUUGAGGAACUUGGAGUCCAAGUGCUCGGUACACCUAUCGAUACCAUCAUCACCACCGAGGAUCGUGAGCUCUUUGCUCGCAGCAUGGAAUCGAUUGGCGAGAAGUGUGCCAAGUCCGCUUCGGCGAGCAGCGUCGAAGAUGCCAUGAACGCAGUCAAGGAUAUCGGCUUUCCCGUUAUCGUGAGAGCCGCCUAUGCUCUUGGCGGACUGGGCAGUGGCUUCGCAAACGAUGAGGCCGAGCUUCUCGAUCUCUGCAACAAGGCUCUGGCUGCCAGUCCCCAAGUACUCAUCGAGCGCAGUAUGAAGGGCUGGAAGGAAAUCGAGUACGAAGUCGUCCGAGACGCUCAGGACAACUGUAUCACCGUCUGUAACAUGGAGAACUUCGACCCCUUGGGCAUUCACACUGGUGAUUCGAUCGUCGUGGCUCCCUCUCAGACGUUGUCUGACGAGGACUACAAUAUGCUUCGCACCACUGCGGUCAACGUCAUCCGUCACCUCGGCGUGGUCGGAGAGUGCAACAUCCAGUAUGCGCUCAACCCUUUCUCUAAGGAGUACUGCAUCAUUGAAGUCAACGCGAGACUUUCACGAUCCUCAGCACUCGCCUCCAAGGCAACUGGCUACCCCUUGGCUUUUAUCGCAGCCAAGCUGGGUUUGAACAUUCCCUUGAAGGACAUCACAAACACGGUUACGCGGUCAACUUGCGCGUGCUUUGAGCCCUCUCUCGAUUACGUCGUUGUGAAAAUGCCUCGUUGGGAUCUCAAGAAGUUCACUCGGGUGUCGACGCAAUUGGGCUCUUCCAUGAAGAGUGUUGGUGAAGUCAUGAGCAUUGGCAGAAGCUUCGAAGAGGCCAUCCAGAAAGCGAUCCGCGCGAUCGACUUCCAGAACCUGGGCUUUAACGACACCUCGAAUGCUCUCAUGUCGAUCGACGAUGAGCUGCAGACACCAUCGGACCAGCGUCUUUUCGCCAUCGCCAACGCCAUGCACGCCGGCUACACUGUCGACAAGAUCUGGGAGCUGACCAAGAUUGACAAGUGGUUCCUUCACAAGCUUAAGGGCUUGAGCAACUUCGGCAAAGACAUGGCACAGUAUAACACCGGCGACAUCGCUCAAAACCCCAACAUCCUGCUACAGGCCAAGAGGCUCGGGUUCUCAGAUCGUCAGCUGGCCAAGUUCUGGAACUCAAACGAGUUGGCAGUGCGUCGCUUGAGAGACGAAGCCGGCAUCAUGCCCUUCGUGAAGCAGAUCGACACGGUAGCCGCCGAGUUCCCAGCUAUGACGAACUACCUGUACCUCACCUACAAUGCCACGCAACACGAUGUCAACUUUGACGAGCAUGGUGUCAUGGUCCUAGGCUCGGGUGUCUACAGAAUCGGCUCCUCGGUCGAGUUCGACUGGUGCUCCGUCCGGGCUAUUCGCACACUCCGCGAUGCCGGCUUCAAGACCAUCAUGGUGAAUUACAACCCGGAAACGGUGAGCACAGAUUAUGAUGAAGCCGACAAGCUCUACUUCGAGAAUAUCAAUAUCGAGACGGUGCUUGACAUCUACCAGCUGGAGGCCGCAAAGGGCAUCCUCGGCGCUAUGGGUGGUCAAACUCCCAACAACAUCGCUCUGCAGCUUCACCGAGCUGGAGCCAAGAUGCUGGGAACGUCCCCUGAGAUGAUCGACUCCGCAGAGAAUCGAUACAAGUUCUCUCGUAUGCUUGACCGCAUCGGCGUCGACCAGCCGACUUGGAAGGAGUUGACUAGCUUCGACAAGGCCAAGGAAUUUUGCAACACUGUUUCCUACCCUGUCCUGGUUAGGCCUUCCUACGUGCUUUCCGGCGCCGCUAUGAACACAGUCUACUCCGAGGCAGAUCUUGAGAACUACCUCAAGCAGGCUACUGAUGUGUCACCCGAACACCCAGUCGUUAUUACAAAGUAUAUCGAGAAUGCCAAGGAGAUUGAGAUGGACGCUGUCGCCCAUGACGGUGAGCUUGUUGGCCACUUCAUCUCUGAGCACGUCGAGAAUGCCGGUGUGCACUCGGGCGAUGCCACUCUUAUCCUUCCUCCUCAAGAUCUCCAGAAGACCACCAUCGAGCGUAUCGAGGAGGCAACUCGCAAGAUCGCCGUCGCGCUGAACGUUACUGGACCGAUGAACAUUCAGUUCAUCGCAAAGGACAACGAUAUCAAGGUCAUUGAAUGCAACGUUCGAGCUUCUCGUUCAUUCCCCUUCGUCUCAAAGGUCAUGGGUGUCGACCUGAUCGAGAUGGCUACCAAGGCUAUCAUGGAGGUGCCUUUCGAGCCAUACCCAGUGGUUGAGAGGCCUGCUGGUGCUGUGGGUGUCAAGGUCCCGCAGUUCAGCUUCUCGCGUCUGUCGGGGGCUGACCCUGUACUGGGUGUCGAGAUGGCUUCCACCGGUGAGGUUGCUUGCUUCGGCGUUGACAAGUACGAGGCAUACUUGAAGGGUUUGAUGUCCACUGGUUUCAAGAUUCCCAAGAACAACAUCCUGCUCUCGCUGGGAUCUUACAAGGACAAGAUGGAGAUGCUUCCGUCCAUCAAGAAGCUGCAGGAGCUCGGAUACAAGCUCUUCGCCACAGCAGGUACGGCCGACUUCCUGCAGAAUCACGACAUCCCCGUCCAGUUCCUGGAGGCCCUGCAAGAGGACGACCAGAAAUCCGAGUUCUCUCUUACGCAGCACUUGGCAAACAAUAUGAUCGACCUGUACAUCAACCUGCCCUCCAACAACAAGUACCGUCGUCCCGCCAACUACAUGAGCAAGGGUUAUAGGACGCGAAGAAUGGCCGUCGAUUACCAGAUCCCCUUGGUUACGAAUGUGAAGAACGCCAAGAUCCUCGUCGAGGCCAUUGCCAAGCACAUGGCUCUUGACGUGAGCAUCGUGGACUACCAGACCAGCCACCGCACUGUUCUCUUGCCUGGCCUCGUCAACAUUGCAGCUUUCGUGCCUGGGAUUGUCUCGGAGAAGAGUCGCGACUUGGAGGUUGUGACCAAGGCCUCCCUCGCUGCAGGUUUCACCAUGAUUCGGACCAUGGCCGUUGGUCGGGAGGGCGCAAUCACAGAUGCGCGCUCUUUGGCUGCCGCUCAGCAGAACGGCAAGUCUGGUAUCUACUGUGACUUCAACGUGUCAGUUGCUGCCACCUCCUCGAACGCCAACCAGAUCAGCCACGUCGCCGGAGACGUAGGGGCCCUGUUCAUCCCCUUCAACCACCUGUCCGACAAUAUCAGCAAGGUUGCCGCCGUCACCGCUCACUUCGAUGCCUGGCCUUCCCACAAGCCAAUCUUGACAGAUGCCAAGCUCACCGACCUGGCAUCGAUUCUCCUCUUGGCCAGUCUUCACAACAGAAAGAUCCAUGUCACAUCCGUCACGACCAAGGAUGACAUUAAGCUCAUCGGUCUCAGCAAGCAGAAGGGGCUCAAGAUAACAUGCGACGUUUCCAUUUACUCGCUUUACUUGACACAGAAGGACUACCCUGAAUGCGAGUUCCUGCCAACCGUUGAGGACCAACGCGCCCUGUGGGAGCAUUUGAGCGACAUCGAUAUCUUCUCCAUCGGCAGUCUGCCUUAUCAGCUGGCUGCCGCUGCUGGUGCCAAGGUUGAUGCCACAGUUGGAAUCGCAGAUGCUCUUCCCCUCCUGCUCACCUCCGUCAGCGAGGGCAAGCUCACCAUUGACGAUAUCAAGAAGCGCCUGCAUGACAACCCUGUUGAGAUCUUCGAGCUGCACGACCAGACCGGCACUUUCGUGGAGGUCGAGAUCGAGCGUCCUUCUACCGUCCCCGCCGCUGCUGGCUGGUCUCCAUUUGCUGGACGUGUCAUGAGGGGAGCCGUUCAACGCAUCACUUUCCAGGACAGACUUGUGUGCCUUGAUGGACAAAUUCUUGAUGGACCCGCCAUCGGAAAGGACAUGUCGAGACACGGUGCCCUGCCGCCACCCAUGUCACCGCUGAUGAAGCCGCUUUCGCAAGCCGCCGAAACUCCACGGGGGACAGAUCGACGCUCCUCAAUGAUCGGUUCGGCGCGGCCGAUUGUGAAGCCUCGCGGCUUGGACAGUGCGCUGGGCCAGUCUUUCAAGAACUCCGUCUUUGAGGAUUUCGGCCCAUCACUGCCUCUCCAGCCCUCGCAUGAGAGUCCUCUGCAAUCGCUGCUGACCCAGCCGCACUCAUUCAAGAUGUCUCACGUCCUGUCGGUCACCCAGUACACUCGAGCCGACCUCCAUCUCUUGUUCACCGUCGCGCAGGAGAUGCGGACUGGGGUUCAGCGUGAGGGUGUCUUGAACCUGCUCAAGGGCCGCCUGCUCUGCACGAUGUUCUACGAGCCCUCGACUCGUACAUCAGCCUCGUUCGACGCCGCAAUGCAGCGCCUUGGUGGACGGACUAUCGCCAUUUCCACAUCGACCUCUUCGGUCAAGAAGGGUGAGACCCUGCAGGACACACUGCGGACUCUUGCCUGCUACGGAGACGCCGUUGUCCUGCGCCACCCCGAAGAGAGCUCAGUCAAGGUCGCGAGGAAGUACUCGCCGGUACCAGUUAUCAACGGUGGUAACGGGUCCAAGGAACACCCCACCCAGGCCUUCCUGGACCUCUUCACCAUCCGCGAGGAGCUGGGCACCGUGCAGGGCCUGACCAUCACCUUCGUCGGUGACCUGCUCUACGGCCGCCCCGUGCACUCGCUCGUCUACCUGCUCCAGCACUACCAAGUCAAGGUGCAGCUCGUCGCGCCCAAGAGCCUGUCGCUGCCGCCGCAGGUGCACGAGCAGCUCGUCAAGUCCGGCCAGCUCCUCACCGUGUCGGAGACGCUGACGCCCGAGAUACUGGCCCGCAGCGACGUCCUGUACUGCACGCGCGUGCAGCAGGAGCGCUUCCCCAGCAAGGAGGAGUACGAGAAGGUGCGCGGUGCGUACCGCAUCGACAACGCGACGCUGCAGCACGCCAAGGGCAGCAUGAUCGUCAUGCACCCGCUCCCCAGGAACGAGGAGAUCGCGGAGGAAGUGGACUUUGACCCUAGGGCGGCGUACUUCAGACAGAUGAAGUAUGGUCUCUACACCCGCAUGGCUCUCUUGGCUCUUGUCAUGUCCAACUGA